AUGACCGGCGAAACCAAGCCUUAUGUCCUGUUCCAUUCCAAAGGGUGUGGGUCGGCGUUCUCCCUUGUCAUUCUCCGCCUACUCGGUAUACCUCAUGAGCUAGUUAUAUGCGACUUUACCGAAAUUAUCGACAAGAAAGGCCCCAACUAUUCACGGCUCGUCGAAGCUAACCCUCUUGCCCAGUUUCCUACCUUAGUUACACCUGAGGGUAUUAUUAUGACUGAGAUGGUGGCAAUCGCACUAUCAUGGAAAGGAGACCCCCUGGGACAUCAUGUUCUCAGGCCAUCCCAACUUGCCGCGUUCUACCGCUGGUUUAUAUUUGUUCCGGCAAACGUCUACCCGACUAUUACCGUGAUAGAAUUUCCCAGUCGCUUUGUACGUGUUCCAGCGGACUCUUCGGUCGACUCGAAAACAGUCGAACGUUGGAUCACAGAGGGCACUUUCAUCAAGCAAGGGGAAAUAUGGAAGUUGAUGGAACAGGAGAUGACCAAGGACUUACAUGACGGCCUGUUUCUCUUGGGGACAGAGAAACCGACGCUGUUGGAUAUCUUAGUCGCGCUGGUUGCCCAGUGGCCUCCAAACCCAAGGUAUACCUGGCUGGAAGAGAAUUGCCCAAAGCUCGUUAAAAAUACCAAGGAAACACUCAAAAAUAAAGUCAUCGGAGAUACUUUCCGGGAUAGCGACUUGAACGCGUUCCUAUGA
Messenger RNA from Rhizoctonia solani, 702 nucleotides. RefSeq names its product glutathione S-transferase. The record is from RefSeq and is a predicted model, not a curated record. The transcript has 4 exons. The coding region runs from base 1 to 702 and encodes 233 amino acids. NCBI's taxonomy places the organism in Eukaryota, Fungi, Basidiomycota, Agaricomycetes, Cantharellales, Ceratobasidiaceae.